GAACUGAUGUGAAAUCACAGCUUUGUUUUGUUUUGAUAUGAGUGUAUGUGUACAAUGUGAAAAUUAAUUGAAUUUUUCAUUAUUCAAAAAAGAAAAACAAAAAACAAUGAAUGUGCCAAGCUAUCCAUCUCUUGUACCCAGAUUGGUAGAACCGUAUUGGUUUCCCGUAGACGAACCUUGCGAUGAUGAAUUAGAUUUAACUCAAAUGGAAAGAGAACAUCAAAAUUGGCUAACUUUUGUUGCAGAGAAAGAUAAAGACAUUGUUCCCAUCGGUAAAACAGCAUCGGAGCCUUUUGAAGAAGAUGAAGAAGACGAAGAGGAUGAUGACAACGAUGAUGAUGAAAGUGAAAGCAAUGAAGAAGACGAUGAAGAAUUAGAUGCAGAAAUGAACUACGACCAAGACACUGAAAUGUUUCACAUUGAAUGAUGUUAAAAAAUGUACUUAUUGCAAGCUUGUCUGUCAUCAAAUGUAUUUGCCAUUAUUUCAAAUUAAGUUAUUGUUUUCAUCCUGCAUAGUUUUUCUUUUAAUGUAAAUAAAUAAAAAUUUUCAUAAAAGUUA
This is a messenger RNA of Uloborus diversus, 559 nucleotides long. Its product is annotated as anaphase-promoting complex subunit 15B-like. The coding region runs from base 107 to 427 and encodes 106 amino acids. Lineage: Eukaryota; Metazoa; Arthropoda; Arachnida; Araneae; Uloboridae. Gene Ontology annotation, biological process: regulation of mitotic cell cycle spindle assembly checkpoint. Gene Ontology annotation, cellular component: anaphase-promoting complex. The record is from RefSeq and is a predicted model, not a curated record. The transcript is spliced from 4 exons.